This is a messenger RNA of Letharia columbiana, 1539 nucleotides long. RefSeq lists its product as uncharacterized. NCBI's taxonomy places the organism in Eukaryota, Fungi, Ascomycota, Lecanoromycetes, Lecanorales, Parmeliaceae. Gene Ontology annotation, molecular function: NAD binding; NADH dehydrogenase (ubiquinone) activity; 4 iron, 4 sulfur cluster binding. The transcript has 4 exons. The record is from RefSeq and is a predicted model, not a curated record. The coding region runs from base 1 to 1539 and encodes 512 amino acids.
AUGAUCUCGUCGCGGGCUGCCACACCUAAACCCCUCGGUGUCCUUUGUCACCACAUACACCCUUCAAUCACUUCCGCCUCCCGGGUCAAUGGAUCCGCUCCUACACCAAAACAACAGCAAUGCCGAGGCUUAGCUACUGUCCAAGAUGGACCGGCACAACCACCUAAGAGGACACACUUCGGUGGACUGAAGGACCAGGAUAGGAUAUUUCAGAAUCUUUACGGGCAUCAUGGCGCGGACCUGAAGAGUGCGAUGAAGUACGGCGACUGGUAUAAGACAAAGGAGAUAAUACUGAAAGGUCAUGAUUGGAUUAUCUCUGAGAUCAAAGCCUCGGGCCUCCGAGGUCGAGGUGGCGCUGGAUUUCCGUCUGGGAUGAAGUGGUCUUUCAUGAACUUCAAGGAUUGGGACAAGGACACCAAGCCCCGCUAUCUAGUCGUCAACGCUGAUGAGGGUGAACCGGGAACCUGCAAAGACCGAGAGAUCAUGCGGAAAGACCCACACAAGCUCAUUGAAGGAUGUCUAGUCGCCGGCCGAGCAAUGAAUACCAGCGCAGCCUACAUCUAUAUCCGAGGAGAAUUCUAUCACGAGGCAACAGUACUUCAGCGGGCAAUCCAAGAAGCUUAUAAAGCGGGCUUCAUUGGAAAGAAUGCAUGUGGCAGUGGAUAUGAUUUCGACGUGUACAUCCAUCGAGGGAUGGGUGCCUACGUCUGUGGCGAGGAGACCUCUCUGAUAGAGUCACUGGAAGGCAAGCCUGGCAAGCCCCGCCUAAAGCCUCCGUUCCCAGCCGCUGUCGGUCUUUUUGGAUGCCCUUCCACGGUCGCCAACGUCGAAACUAUUGCUGUCGCUCCUACAAUCGUACGCCGUGGCGCCAAUUGGUUCAACUCUUUCGGACGCGAGCGUAAUGCUGGUACAAAGCUCUUCUGCAUUUCUGGUCACGUUAACAACCCCUGCACCGUCGAGGAAGAAAUGUCAAUCUCACUUAAGGAGCUCAUCGAUAAGCACGCCGGCGGCGUUCGAGGCGGCUGGGACAAUCUGAAGGCUAUCAUACCUGGCGGCUCUUCCACGCCCAUUCUCCCCAAGACAACCUGCGAUGAACAAUUGAUGGACUUUGAUGCCCUCAAGGAUAGCCAGUCAGGGUUGGGCACGGCGGCAGUCAUCGUAAUGGACAAGAGCACGGACGUUGUAAGAGCUAUAUCGAGAUUGGCAUCGUUCUACAAACACGAGAGUUGCGGACAAUGCACGCCUUGCAGAGAGGGCAGCAAAUGGACGGAGCAAAUCAUGAAGAGAUUCGAGGCUGGGCAAGCAAGAGCAAGAGAGAUUGAUAUGUUGCAGGAGUUGACGAAACAGGUUGAGGGGCACACCAUUUGCGCUUUGGGCGAAGCCUUCGCGUGGCCACUACAAGGUCUAGUACGUCACUUCAGACCUGAGCUUGAGCAAAGAGUCAAGGGUUAUGCCGAGAAGCAUGGCGGUGAAGCAAGAGCAGGUGGAUGGGCUCACGACGCCCAGAAACAAGGCAUGCUCAUUGCUCCAGGCCAGUAA